This is a messenger RNA of Mollisia scopiformis, 1377 nucleotides long. Its product is annotated as alpha/beta-hydrolase. Lineage: Eukaryota; Fungi; Ascomycota; Leotiomycetes; Helotiales; Mollisiaceae. The record is from RefSeq and is a predicted model, not a curated record. The coding region runs from base 1 to 1377 and encodes 458 amino acids. The transcript has a single exon. Gene Ontology annotation, molecular function: hydrolase activity.
AUGAAAGCUUCAAUAUGGAGGGCCCUCAUGGCCAUAGGAAUGAAAUUCCAUCAUCUCGCCGACCCGCGACCUCCGAGACCCAAUUUCAAAAUCGUCAUCCCGUCAAGACUCUCCCCUCGUGGAGGGACCUUUAAACUCGUCUUCUACGUACCACAAUCGUACUUCGAGGCACCUGACGAGUAUCGCUACCCCGUCGUGGUCAACUUCCACGGCGGCGGCUUCACGCUGGGCACCGGGACAGAUGAUGCAAGAUGGGCCAGCACGGUAAUCGAACAAGUCGACGCUGUAUUCGUCUCGGUCGAAUACCGGUUGGCACCCGAAUACCCCUUCAGCGUAGGAGUCGAAGACGGAACAGAUGCCCUGAUCUACCUCGCCUCCCACGCCGAAGAACUCCGUCUAGAUCCCAAUCGCAUGGCCCUCUCCGGCUUCUCCGCUGGGGGAAACUUUGCCUUUACAGUCCCCCUCAUGCUGUACGACCUGCAAAACGACGCCGGAAAACGAACCCUCCUCGACUCCUCCAAGAAACCCAAGAAAUUCAAAAACGGCCACCACCAACAACUAAACCACAACUACCUGCACCCGCAAUCCGCGGACCCGACCCCCUCCUCCUCGCAACUCUCCCUCCCGCGCCCAACCCAAACCCGCACGCACUCCAGCACGACCUCCAUCGUCAAGCUCUCCGACCUCGAACCCACCGCCCUCGAAAUCGCCCACCAGCUCCCCGCCCUCACCCUCAAAUGCAUCAUCUCCUUCUACCCCCCAACCGACUUCCGCUCCUCGCGCGACGAAAAACGCCUCACCAACCCCGCCCCCGAGAAGAACCUGCCCCCCAUGCUCACAAACCUCUUCGACGCCUCCUACAUCCACCCCUCCGACGCCAUCGACCUGACCGAUCCCUACCUCUCGCCCGCCGCCGCCUCGGAUUCCCUGUUACGCUCCGCAUAUCCGGAAGACAUCAUCCUAUAUACCUGCGAAUACGACAUGCUGAACGCGGAAGGCGUCGCGUUCGGGGAACGGCUGCGCAGUAAGGAGGUCGGGAAGGUGGUGCAUGGCGGGCUGGUGAAGGAGGUCCCGCACGCGUUUGACAAGAAGCCGAAUCCGGUUAGUUUUCCGAAGAGUGCGGAGAGGUGCUAUAGUGAGGCGUGUGCGGAGCUGAGGAGGGUGUUUGGGGGACGGAGUAGUGUGGAGGAGAGGAGGCAGUUGGAGCUGGAGGAGGAGGUGGAGCGGUUUGAUGGCGUGGGGAGUUUACCCGGGAUGAAGGGGGAGGUCAAGGUUGAUAGGACGGGGGAGAGGGAGAGGGAUGGGAGUAGGGAGGGUAGGAAGGGGAGGAGUCCGAGUAAUCCCGGGAAGGCUUUUAAGUUGGAGAAUAUGAUUUAG